UUGCGUUUCACGUUUGAUACGUUUCAGAUCGUUAAAAUAGGGCCCUUUGUGUUGUUUCAUAAACAAAUCCUGCUAGCUCUCUAAUCUAUCCAUCUUUACUUAAGCAGAAUUUAAAGACCCAGUUUUAAUGAGGAGUUUGCUGACAAAGCAGCUCGCUGCAUGAAACACCAGACAACGGCUAAUGUUAAGUGACAAUUUCACCUUUAUUAACAUGGUGAAGAAUCAUUAGUAAAGGUCGGGAUGACAGGCUGGAGAAGGUUGUGGUGCUCAGGUGGUGACUGUAAAGAGAGCAACACACUGAGAGAGAAAAGACUCAUUAAAUCACAAGGACGUCACUGGCAUGAAUCACAGCAGCUUUUUAUCCUUCAGCUGUGCGGGUCCAUGUGCAUGUUGAAGGUGAUUUAAAAAACGAUUAUUUAAGAUGAUUAAAAGUGGUUGUUGUCCAAUGUUUCUAUUGCAGAUAAAGACAUCUUGCUGCCAAUAUCAUUAUUCAAAAUUUUGAUUUAAGAUCUAAAAAUCAGGUAUUCAAGGUCGCCAUCAAACAUUGGCAUGUUUCAAUUUCAUUUCUAAAUUUUAUGAAUAACCAUGUGCACAUUAAUGUUAAUUCAUUACAAUGAAUAGAGGCACUGUUUAUUCGGAGUUGAACUCACAUGUACAGUCCUAAUGCUGUAAAUACUACUAGAGAGCCAAAUGUGUAUUAAUCCGCAGCUGAAAAUAGUCCCAACAAAUGCACCAUUUUUUCCUGUUCGAGUAAUGUUUUUAAUAAAAACUACAGUGCCCAGCUGUUUUAGGAAAUUACUGAGCUUGUUUUAAAAAUGUAAUAUUUUUAUUUUAAAAUUAAAUAUUUGAUAUCCUGGAAGGCAGGUGAAUAAUUAAAUCACAACAAUUUACGGAGGAAUGUGUCACCCAGAAUUUGGUUCCCAUGGCAGGUCUGAUGUUUCAGAGGUCAUGAACUCUGAACACAGAUGCUUAUAGAGAAAUAAAAGCAGCUUUGCCUUUGCUCCAGCUGCUUGAGUGACAUUGAUCUUGCAGUAGAGAGACAGUGUCGUCCCUUAGAGACCACAUGCAUGGACAGAGGCUACAUUUUCCUCUUUUCACUGCAUGAAAAGGGGGGAAAAGUAAAUUUUUAUAUAUAUAUAAGUAAAUAUUUACAUAGAAAUUACAUUACUUCUUGUUAUCAAAAAUGCAUUUGAUAACAAGAAGUAAAUCCACAUUAGACUGUGAUGAUUAAAAUGUUUUUUGGCCAGAGUAAGGAGAAAGUUCCUCUUUUUGAAAUCGAGGCGAUGGGGGAGGGUUUAACCAGAAAUUCCCACUUGCUUCCUUCAUAAUACGUUGAUUGCUGCUCAGACAGAAAGCUGUUCUUUGUUUGUGCUGGAAUGUGCAGCUUAAUCUAGUGUAUUGCACCAAGGAGCUAAAAACUUGAAAACUGUGCAGACGGCAGGAUGUGGUUGCAAGGUGAGGACAGUGCAGCGGCAGAGUCUGACGGAGAGAGUGGUUUAUCUUCCGAAGAUGAGGGAGACAUUCAGUGUGAGAUCCUGGAAAUUCAGAGGGAUGAAGCCAAUCAGAGGCUGUCUGAAUUGGAGGAAGUCUCCAAUCAGCUGUUGAAAGAGAUAAACGUGCUGGAGAUGCAGUUCCAGAUUGAGCGCUCCUGCAGGGAGAGUGCUGAGGCGCUGGCUGUCAAGGUGACCAAAGAGAACAAAGUCCUGAAGAGGAAGAGCCAGAUGCUGAUGCCGUUCAUCCCCGAGCUGCCUGAAGACUUGGCUGCCCUGACCUUUGACCCAGAGACUGACCCCCCGGUUAACGGUGAUGAUGUGGUUGAUCUCGGUGAGGAGACGCUGCUGCUGGAGAGUCAAGCCAAGAUAGCAGCGCUGCAGGCAUCAGUGGACGGUCUGCUGGCUGAGAAGCUGCAACUGGAGCAACAAGUGGAGGAUCUGACCAAAGAGCAGGUCCAACUCAGAGAGCAGCUAGCUCUGGAGGUCAAGGAGAAAGAGGCCAUACUGAGGAAAGUGAGCAAACAGAACAAGACCAUGAAUAAAAUCAAACGCGUCUCCCAGCUUGUCACAGAGGAGUUCACAGAAAUGUCUCAGAAGCUGGAGGUGGAGCAGGGCCUACGGCAGCACGCUGAAGUCUUCGCCCACCAGAUAUUGGUGCAGCAGAAUGCUGCCCACAGAGAGAGCGUGAUGCUGACGCAGAGCUCAGAGACCGGCCUGCAGCUGCAGCAGGCGCUGGAACAAAUUUCCAACAUCAGCACGGCCCUGUGUGACAUACAACGCUAUUACCAGAACCAGGUGAAACUGAGUCCGAGCGCUGUGGAAGAGAGCAGCUUCCUCUCUGAGCGGCAGAACCUGAGAGAACAGCUGGAGAAGAGUGAGGAGGAGAGGAAGGCCUUGAAGACUCAGCUGUCUGAAGCUAACAGCACUGUCACGGAGCUCCAGGUGGAAGUGAAACAGUUACGGGAUGCACUGAACCGGGAGGAUGAAAUUGAUGAAACAGAGGAGAAAGCCGCUCCUGCUCCACCUCCACCGCCGCCUCCUCCCCCUCUUCCUCCUCCUCCCCCUGCUGUCACCAAUUCACUUGAUUUCCUGAGAAGCAGGAGAAAAGAAAGAGCCAGUAAAGCUGAAAACAAAGCAGCACCCUCGUUGGACCUGAAGACGAAAGCGGUGGAUGAAAUGAUGGAGAGAAUAAAGAGAGGCAUCGUCCUGAGGCCCAUGAAGAGAAUACAGGAGGAUGACAACUCAUGGAAGGACCAGAGGAGUGAAAACAGAAAGUCAGCUAUCGUGGAGUUGAAAGGAAUGCUGGACAACAUGAAGCGACAGCACCUCCGCAGAGUGCCUUCCAGACGGGGCCGAAAUGUUGGGGAAGCAGAGCUCCUGCAGGUGCUCCAGAGGAGGAGGAGAGUCAUGGGGGAGAACAGGGACCAAACACAGGACCCCCGGCCAGGUUCACAGUGCGUCCCAGCAGCAGGAGAUGGUCCCUGGGCAGGCGAGAGCGGCAGCGCCCCUGUGCUCCGGAGGCUGAAACAGAAUAGAGAGAAGAGAGACUCUCGCGUCAGAGCAUCGGCACUGCUCAACAGCCAAGAAAACUGAAAGCAGUUACAGGAAGUCUUAUUGUCAUUGCCGUUUUAUACGAUGAUGAGUUUGUGGAGUAAACUGCACCUGCAAUAAAAAAAUUAAUAAUUUAGUGAUAAA
Messenger RNA from Perca fluviatilis (European perch), 3188 nucleotides. RefSeq names its product shootin 2 (gene shtn2). Bases 1443 to 3086 code for a protein of 547 amino acids. The record is from RefSeq and is a predicted model, not a curated record. The transcript is spliced from 17 exons. NCBI's taxonomy places the organism in Eukaryota, Metazoa, Chordata, Actinopteri, Perciformes, Percidae.